AUGAAUCCGCAGAAACUCUCACCCGCCGCUGAAGCCAUUCGACUAAGGAUAAAAGAAAUGAUCCCUGAGUUAUCACGUCAAACUGUUGAAAGCCACGCGAAGCUUCUCAAAGCGGAGAAGAGUGGGAACAAUACUUAUGGAGGAGAUUUACUUGCGAAACAAAUUUCUCUUCUUUCAGGAGAAUUGCCUAUCCCAGAUCCAGAAAACUGGGGCUGGCGUUUGCUGUAUUUUGCAGUCCCCACAACAGUUGGAAAUACGCGAAAGAGAGGAUUUCUGAUUCCACUUUCUGAGAAAACGUUACCAACGCAGGAAGAAGCAACGCAGGAAGGAUUUUACAUGGAGAUUACAACUGAUCCGCAGGUCAAUUCGCAAACGGCAGCUAUAAUUUUUGUACCCAGGUGA
Molecule: messenger RNA, 402 nt
Organism: Aspergillus ibericus CBS 121593
Lineage: Eukaryota; Fungi; Ascomycota; Eurotiomycetes; Eurotiales; Aspergillaceae
Exons: 3
Coding region: 1-402 (133 amino acids)
Source: RefSeq, a predicted model, not a curated record